GAUCAGUGCAGUAAAGGCACGCUUGGCGAGGCUCACCUCUUUUGGGUCAGGGAUGCUCUGCACAAACAAAGGAAAGAGGUUUCCAUGCAGCGGGUUGUAAUUAUCACUCACUCCGCUUUCGAGAAGUAGUGGCUUGCGACAGACAGCUGCCACAUCAUACAUUGUUGUCAAGAAGUCUACCAGAGGAAGAAACAUGCUUUUUGGACUUUUGGGGCUGUUCCUGGCUUUGACGCAGAGUUGUAGGUGCGCUCCACAACAGACCUGUUAUCCAGGAGACGAACUUUUGGGAAGAUGCAGCAACAAUGUGUCCGAAGCAAAACCUACCUGCACAGAGAUGCAUCUGAGCUACUGUAAUGAUGUAGGAUACACUAGUACUAUAUUUCCAAACAUCCUUGGCCACCGGACCCGUAUGGAUGCCGAAUCGGGGGCAGAGUACCUUCUUCUUAGUGUCAUCCAUGGCCUCCUAAAUGGCGAGUGCUCCCCUGACAUUCGUCUCGUGGGCUGCUCGGUACUCGCAUCACCCUGCCGGGAUGACAAGAUAGUUAAGCCUUGUCGCAGUACAUGUGAGGCCCUGAAGAAGGACUGUUUCCAUACCUUCGAGGCUAUAGACAUGGCCUGGCCAUACUUCCUGGACUGUGACCGCUUCUUUGCAAGUGACAGAGAAGGCUGCUUUGACCCACUAGCGGCGCUCAAAGCAAGACAGGCUCAAGCGAGGUCCAGUCUCACACCAGAAGAACCCAGCACCAUCAUCCAGUUUACACAUACGACUAACAGCCAGAUGUACAAUUUACUCAAGAGAACAGCAGCCAAGUGUUCCCACAUCUCUCAGGUUUACAGCAUUGGCCGCAGCACCGAGGGUCGAGAUUUACUCGUCAUUGAAUUUAGCAACAAUCCUGGACAGCAUGAACUGUUGAAGCCAGAGGUCAAGCUGAUAGGCAACAUGCAUGGCAAUGAGGUGCUGGGUCGCCAACUGCUCAUCUACCUGGCUCAGUACUUGUGCUCAGAGUAUAACUUUGGAAACCAGCGGGUUCAAGCACUCAUCAACACCACACGCAUCCACAUCUUGGCCUCCAUGAAUCCCGAUGGCUACGAGCUUGCCGCCGCAGAGGUAGAGGAAAGCAAUGACCCGGAGCGCAUCAACCAGGAAGGCCACUUAAUGAACGGUUGGACAAAUGGCCGUGCAAACGCCCAGAACCUCGACCUAAACCGCAACUUUCCUGACCUCACAACUGUCCUCUACCGGAACCGUCGCAGUGUACACUACCGCACUGACCACAUCCCGAUUCCUGAUGGCUAUUGGUUUGGAAAGGUGGCGCCAGAGACCUUUGCAGUAAUGAAAUGGAGCAGGUCAAUUCCCUUUGUCCAGUCUGCCAGCCUCCAUGGAGGUGAGCUAGUAGUCUCCUAUCCUUUUGACUUCUCCAGACACCCACAUGAGGAGAAGAUGUUCUCACCUACCCCGGAUGAACGGAUGUUUAAGCAACUGGCUCGUACCUAUGCAGAUGCUCAUGCCACAAUGUCAAACAAUGACACAGACAGGUGUGGAGCAAACUUUUACCGAACUAAGGGUAUCAUCAAUGGCGCACUGUGGUACAGUUUUCCUGGAGGCAUGUCAGACUUCAACUACCUUCACACAAAUUGUUUGGAGAUCACGGUAGAGCUGGGCUGUGACAAAUUCCCCCCAGAGGUUGAGCUUUAUCCAGAAUGGAAGAGGAACAAGGAAGCAUUGCUCAGUUUUGUUGAGUCGGUCCAUCGGGGGAUUAAAGGUGUUGUCAAGGAUGUUGAUGGCAAUGGGAUCAAAGAUGCCACCAUCUCUGUCAGGGGGAUUCGGAAAGAUGUCACUACAGCUGAGGGUGGAGACUACUGGCGUCUGCUGACCUCUGGUACUCACAUCGUGACAGCCACUGCCAAGGGUUACUCCAGGGUCAGCAAGCGAGUCCAUCUGCCUCACAACCUCAACAAGGCUGGACGAGUGGACUUCAUCUUGAAGAAGGUUCCCCUGAAGCCUGAAAUUGAUGACCACUUCUUCCCCACAAUAGACACAUGGGAUCGAUUUGACCCUUACAAUCAGUUUGAACGCUACAGCGAGCCAGAUGUUGUUGAGGAAGGAAUCGAACGACAGGAAAAACCUUGGUGGUGGUCCUACUUCUCCCAAUCUGGCAUCACGCCUCCAAACUGGCUGCUGCGAAAUGUAUAAAUUCACGCGAAGACAAAUCAGAUCUUAUUACACCACUGUAAAAUGCUCUUUUGAUGUAUUUUUUGGAGCAGCUAAGAUGUAUUAUCAUUUUACCCAGCACCACACACACACACGUUUAAAGCUUGAAGGGACUUGACAAACUAUUUUCUACCACAUGUAAUUCUACCGAGCAUUUGAAGGUGAUGACGUCCAAAAAUAACGGCAUGCACUAUUGUGAUGACAGACAGCUUCCAAUUCACAAGUAAAGGCAGCUGCAUAAAACGUGUUCAUUUUGUUAUUAUGAUCUAAUGUUCAUUUCUUAUGCUUUGUAUUCUACACCAGUCAAGUCACAAAAGCCUGAAAGUGUAACAGCUUUCUUCCCCCUUAAUGAUGAGCACAACCUUGCCACUUGGAUUAGUGUUUAUGUUCAGUCACUAAAAGAGAAGCUUUGCUUUGUUUUAUAAUAAAAAUAAAGACAUAAAACGUACCCUUAUUUUUUUUAAAAAUCACAAUGUGAUAAAAGAACGGCGAAAUGCAACUUAUAGAAAUACAAUUUAUAAUAAUAUCGUGUUAAAGUAAUAUUAAAACUGACGCAUCACAUGAGCAAUUCUUUCAUAUUAGUAUUAAAUUUGACCAACAGAGGGCGCCAGUGUACACGUAAAAGAAGACUCGAUUCUAUCAAACCAAUACUUUCUCUGAAUAUACAAUACUGUGGUGAGCAUGUCCACACCUGUACUUACCUUGACUUUUCAAAUUUUUCAUUCAAUCAUUUUUUUGUACCACUUAUCUUCACGACGGCCGUGAGGGUGCUGGAGCCUAUCCCAGCUUAAUAUGGGCAGGAGUCAAAGUACACACUCUGAACUUGUUGCCAGGCAAUUGGUGGGCACAUGGAGACAAAUAACCUUUCACACCCACAAUGACACGUAUGGAGAAUUUAGAGUGUCCAAUCAGCCUGCCAUGGAGGUUUUUGGGAUGUGGGAGGAAACAGGAGUACCCGGAGAAAACUCACGCAGACAUGGGAAGAACAUGCUAUCUCCACAAAGGAAGGCCGGAUUGAACCGUUGAUCUCUGAACAGUUUGGUUGAUGUGCUAACCAUUCAGCAGCAGUCAACGGCAUAGGUUUUCAUGGGGACGGUAGGGACAAAACAACUUUUCAGGAUGCUCAAAGUGUCCACACCAACUUUUAAGCAACCGUAUUUGCAUUAUAUAAUGAGGUCAGUUAUACAGGAAAUUUAGAUUGUCUUCCCAUUUUUUGUAAAGAUAUAAUUGGCCCUACCCUUUUCACUUGCUGAAUGUGCCGGUCCAUUUUUUCCCUUCAAACGUAUGUUUGAUUGGCUAAUGACUUGCAUUUAUUCAAAAUUAGUUUUUUUUUUAUUUUUUUUAAUUUUUUUAUUUUUUUACAUCAUUUAUUCAAAAACAUUUUUAUUUGCAGCCUAUGCAAUUUUUUUUUCAAAUAAUCAUACAUUAAUCAUAAUAUAUGUAAAAGGUUUUCUUUUUUUGUUGUUUUACUGUGCUUGUGGACAAAAGCAGUAGUGUUUUACCUGAAGGAAGGGUCAAUUUUUAUUUAUUUUUGUUAUACCAUGACUAAGAAGUUUUUUUCAGUUACAAUU
Corythoichthys intestinalis (scribbled pipefish) is the source of this 3783-nucleotide messenger RNA. It is a transcript of the gene cpz, whose product is annotated as carboxypeptidase Z. The transcript has 13 exons. Gene Ontology annotation, molecular function: metallocarboxypeptidase activity; protein binding; zinc ion binding. The record is from RefSeq and is a predicted model, not a curated record. NCBI's taxonomy places the organism in Eukaryota, Metazoa, Chordata, Actinopteri, Syngnathiformes, Syngnathidae. Bases 194 to 2194 code for a protein of 666 amino acids. Gene Ontology annotation, biological process: peptide metabolic process; protein processing.